AUGAUAUAAGAUGAGGGUAUAAUAGAAUGUGUUAAUAAACACAAGGAUUGUUCGAUGUUGUUAGUUUUAGAUAAAUAAAAAUUCAAGUCUUAAGAGAGAUGGAUAUGUGCUGAUUGCUUAGAAGAACAUAGAGAUAGUUAAAAUAGAGGUUUAACAGAUGAUUUAGUAAGAAUUAAUUCUUAAAAUUAGGAAAAAAUGAGUUAAUAAGUAAACAUUUAAAGAAAAUAAAACAUAAAUGAAAUUGAUUAAUUUACUCAAUAUAUGCAAAAGCUUAAAGAGAAGUUAUUCAAAGUUAUUGAUAUAAUUAUUGUUAAUUCAAAUUAAUAAAAGUAUGAAUUGAAUAAGAAUAAUGAAGAUUUAUAUGAUGAAGAAGAAUAGAUAUAUUAGGAAGUAGAGAGAAUAAAUUAAAUAAAUAAAAUUUUUGAGAGCAAAUUAAAAAGUUCUGUAUCAAUCCUUAAAUAAAUUGUGGAUAUAAUAGAAAAAGAAACAGAUAACUUAAAGAAUGUUUUAGUUGAAUCAUAAAAUAAUGAAGAAUUCAAUUUAAGACCUUUAAAAAAAGUAUAAUUAAAUUCUCUUGCAUCUCAUAUAGAGUCUUUUAAUGAAAAGCACCCUGUAAAUAGAGAAAUAAGAUAUUAAUAAAUCUAAGAAGUUUUUUAAGAAUAAUGGUGUUUUGCACUUGCAUUUAAUAGACAAGGAUCAAUAAUGGUUGGAACCGCAAAAAAAGAUAUAAAAAUAUGGGAUUUUGAAAAAGGGAAAUUAAAAGAUUCAGGAAUCAUUUUAAAAGGACAUCAAUAGGAUGUUACUUGUAUUAUCUUUAGUAAAAAGAUAAACUGGUUUAUAACAGGAAGUAUAGAUUGCAAAAUUAUAGGAUGGAAAUAAUUAUCAAAUCCUAUUAAUUGGGAUGUAUCAUAACCUUGUGAUACAUAAUCUAUUGUAUGGUGUUUAUUAUUAAAUUAAAAUGAAAAUUAAUUAUUUUCAGGACAUGCAAAUGGAUCUAUUAAAGUUUGGAAUUUGAAUACAGAUUAGAAUAAAAUACUAUUUUACUAUUAACUUAGUAAGCAUAGCAAACAUAUUGGUUAAAUUAGUAUAAAUGAAGAUGAAACAUAAUUAGUUUCAUGCAGUGAUGAUAAAACAAUUAUAGUUUGGGAAAAAAAUAUUAAUCAAAGAAGAUUUAAGUUCAAAUAAGUCUUAGAAAAUCUAAAAAAUGAUAAUGGAUUUAGAGUUUGCUUUCUUUCAAAAAAUAUGAUUGCUUGGUGUUAAGAAAAUUAGGCUUUAGUUCAUAUAUUUUAAAAAGAAACAAAAAUGUUUGUAGAAAAGAAAGAGUUGUAAAUAAACUUAAAAUAUUUAGACUUAAAAGAUGGAUAAUCUUUAUUUCCAUCUAUUUAUAAUUAAGAAAAACAAAUUUAUAUUGUAAAGCAUAAUAAAUAUGUUUAUAUAUUGAAUUAGCAAAACUAAUUAUUUAAUACAUAGAUUGAACCUAUUGAUUGUAGAUCUUGUAAAAAUUAUGGCAAUAUUACAAAUGAUGGAAACUAUUUAGUUAUUUGGAAUGAUUCAACAUUAUCAUUUCAUGUUUACCAAUUGAUAUAUCAAUGA
Molecule: messenger RNA, 1593 nt
Organism: Paramecium sonneborni
Lineage: Eukaryota; Ciliophora; Oligohymenophorea; Peniculida; Parameciidae
Source: the annotation of a GenBank genome assembly